AUGGCGCAAAGAGCAGACCCGGAGGCAGAAGAAACACUCCGGUUGAUUGAGGAAUACGAUCUCGCUCUCCUCUAUGAAGCAGGAACGGUCACUUACCGAGCCCGAGGCGCAGAAUCGACCAUCGACCUCUCCCUAGCCACGCCCAGGCUCGAAUUGCUAUGGAUUGCAGCCAGCAGAGCCAGAGACCAGGUACGGGAAGCACGUGACGUGACGAUCGAUGAGAGCGCGGAACAAGCAAUAACAGGCCACAACAACCUCACAGGCUACGGCCAGUCGGCUAUAGCGUUGUACACAGAUGGGAGCGGGAUCAGCGGCAGGGUAGGAGCGGCAGCAGUAUGUCCGCAAUACCAAGAGACACGGACAGCCUACAUGGGCGAACAGCUGGAAGCCACAGUAAAUGCCGCAGAACUGCAAGGGAUCUUCCUUGCCUUGAUUAUCAUCCUAAGGCAUCGAAGCUACCAGGCAGUGGUCUUUACCGACAACCAGGUGACUUUGCAAGCUCUGCAAAACCCGGGAAGACAGUUUGAACAGUACCUUGUAGAAGCAAUUAUAGUGGCUCUGAACAUAGCAAGGGAAGGAAGCCACGGAAUGGCGGCAGAUUCGCGGACAUCGUGGCAGGAUGAAAGAAGCAAUGACCGCAGUAACAGUGCCUCGUCCGAUCCAGUAGAGACUUCUUCGUUCGGCGGUAAAAUUCAGGAUCCGGGAGAUAACAAAUACCCAGUGGGAAAAGGAGUGGCAGACGAGCCUGCACGGGCGGACAAUAUACGAGCUGACACCGACCCCAACCAGACGGGUUUUGAGAAUAUACCGAAAUUUUCCUCGCUCCCUGAGCACGGUGAUCGUGCUGAUGCGCACGGGAAAAAUUGGGCUCCGACACUAUCUAUACUAACGCGGGAUACCGGAGAUGCAGGACGGAGACUGCCGCUGCGGGAGGGCUACCCAGACCGUACAGCACGUCCUCCUCACCUGCCCACUCUUCAGGAACUUACGCGAACGAUACCUGGCGAAACCGGGAGGAGGAUUCGAAGGAGGAGGAAACGUGAAAACGAUACUGAACACGCCUAG
Messenger RNA from Aspergillus affinis, 1065 nucleotides. Its product is annotated as ribonuclease H family protein. The transcript has 3 exons. Lineage: Eukaryota; Fungi; Ascomycota; Eurotiomycetes; Eurotiales; Aspergillaceae. The record is from RefSeq and is a predicted model, not a curated record. Gene Ontology annotation, molecular function: nucleic acid binding; RNA-DNA hybrid ribonuclease activity. The coding region runs from base 1 to 1065 and encodes 354 amino acids.